UGCGGCGGCCGCCCCAGUGCUGCCCCUGUGCGGCGCCCCUUCCUCGCUCCGCCGCGCACUGUUGUCAUGGAGGAACCAAGAUGGCGGCUCUGGCCUACAACCUGGGCAAGCGGGAGAUCAACCACUACUUCAGCGUGAGGAGCGCCAAGGUGCUGGCGCUGGUGGCCGUGCUGCUCCUCGCAGCGUGCCACCUCGCCUCCCGCCGCUACCGAGGCAAUGAUUCAUGUGAAUACCUUCUCUCAAGUGGCAGAUUUCUUGGAGAGAAAGUUUGGCAACCUCACAGUUGCAUGAUGCAUAAAUACAAAAUCAGUGAAGCAAAGAACUGUCUUGUAGAUAAACAUAUUGCAUUUAUUGGAGAUUCCAGAAUUCGUCAGUUGUUUUAUUCUUUUGUAAAAAUAAUUAAUCCCCAAUUCAAAGAAGAAGGAAAUAAGCAUGGAAACAUUCCUUUUGAAGACAAGAUUUCAUCAGUUAAAGUGGAUUUUCUAUGGCAUCCAGAAGUUAAUGGUUCUAUGAAACAGUGUAUCAAAGUAUGGACUGAGGAUUCUGUUGCAAAGCCCCAUGUGAUUGUAGCAGGAGCUGCCACAUGGUCUAUCAAGAUUCACAAUGGUAGCAACGAAGCUCUUUCCCAAUAUAAAAUGAACAUUACCUCCAUAGCACCACUUUUAGAAAAACUGGCAAAGACUAGUGAUGUUUAUUGGGUCUUACAAGAUCCUGUUUAUGAAGAUCUAUUAAGUGAAAAUAGGAAAAUGAUCACUAAUGAGAAGAUAGAUGCCUACAAUGAAGCUGCAGUCAGCAUUUUGAAUAGUAGCACCAGAAAUUCUAAAUCAAAUGUUAAGAUGUUCAGUGUUUCUAAAUUAAUUGCUCAAGAAACCAUCACAGAGUCUUUGGAUGGCUUACAUCUUCCUGAAUCAAGCAGAGAAACUAGUGCAAUGAUUCUUAUGAACGUGUAUUGCAAUAAGAUUUUGAAGCCUGUAGAUGGUUCCUGUUGUCAACCUCGGCCUCCUCUUACCCUCAUACAGAAGCUAGCUGCUUGUUUUUUUACUUUAUCUAUUAUUGGAUAUUUAAUUUUUUAUAUAAUUCAUCGUAACACUCAUCGGAAGAAUAAGCCAUGUACUGAUUUGGAAAGUGGAGAGGAAAAGAAAAAUAUUAUCAAUACCUCUGUGUCUCCUUUAGAAGUACUUUUACAGUCUUUCUGCAAACUUGGCCUGAUAAUGGCUUAUUUCUAUAUGUGUGACCGUGCAAAUCUAUUUAUGAAGGAAAACAAAUUUUAUACACAUUCAACUUUCUUUAUUCCAAUUAUCUACAUCUUGGUUUUGGGAGUAUUUUACAAUGAAAAUACUAAGGAGACUAAAGUGUUAAAUAGAGAACAAACGGAUGAAUGGAAAGGCUGGAUGCAACUUGUGAUUCUGAUUUAUCAUAUCUCUGGAGCAAGUACAUUUUUGCCUGUGUACAUGCACAUCCGGGUUCUGGUUGCUGCAUACCUAUUUCAGACAGGGUAUGGGCAUUUCUCAUACUUUUGGAUCAAAGGAGACUUUGGAAUUCAUAGAGUCUGUCAGGUCUUAUUUCGUCUCAAUUUCCUGGUAGUGGUGUUAUGUAUAGUAAUGGAUCGGCCUUAUCAAUUCUAUUACUUUGUCCCCUUGGUCACUGUAUGGUUCAUGGUCAUAUAUGUUACUUUAGCACUAUGGCCACAAAUAAUCCAAAAAAAAGCAAACGGAAAUUGUUUCUGGCAUUUUGGCUUACUGUUGAAACUAGCCUUCUUGCUGUUAUGUAUAUGUUUUUUGGCAUAUUCUCAGGGUGCAUUUGAGAAGAUCUUUUCUCUUUGGCCAUUGUCCAAGUGUUUUGAACUGAAAGGGAAUGUAUAUGAAUGGUGGUUCAGAUGGAGGUUAGACCGUUACGUAGUCUUUCAUGGAAUGUUGUUUGCUUUCAUUUAUCUGGCUUUACAGAAGCGUCAAGUACUUUCUGAAGGAAAGGGUGAACCUCUUUUUUCAAACAAAAUUUCAAAUUUUCUAUUGUUUAUUUCAGUAGUUUCUUUCUUGACCUAUUCCAUCUGGGCUAGCAGUUGUAAAAACAAAGCAGAGUGCAAUGAACUCCACCCAUCUGUAUCUGUGGUGCAGCUGUUUAUUUGCCAGUAUCACAUCUGGCUGGCAGCGGACACAAGAGGCAUCUUGGUUCUCAUACCCGGAAACCCUAUGCUCAACAUCAUUGUCAGCACUUUCAUAUUUGUUUGUGUGGCACAUGAAAUUUCUCAGAUCACUAAUGAUCUUGCACAGAUUAUUAUUCCUAAAGAUAACUCAUCUCUGUUGAAAAGGUUGGCAUGUAUAGCUGCAUUUUUUUGUGGACUCCUCAUCUUAUCGUCGAUUCAAGAUAAAUCCAGACAUUAGGUUCCUAAGAUCCUAAAAAACUUAAACUCUUCAGACUGAUUUUGUGUCUGCCUAGAGGAAGGAAAAGUAUCUAUCUGGAGAUAUAAAUGUAUAUGUAAAUUAAUUUGUGUGGCAAGAGGACAGCUCAGUGGCGUCUGUUGAACAUGUGUGGUUGUAUGUAUAUUGGAAAUGUACAUCUCCAAUGUGAAAUACUGAAAAAAAAAAUUGAAGCAGAGUGCAUUGUAUAGGAUUGCAUGUGAAAAGUCUUUUCUACUGGAUCUAUGUUGCCAUUUAUAAAUGAUUUUAAGUUAACAUGAAGGCAGGGAAAUAAUUACCUUUCCAGUAAUACAUAUAGAUCAUUUAAUUAGCUUAGUGGACACCACUGAGUGUUUUGAUAUUUACUAAAUUUGUGGUAAUAAGAUUGUCUACACCUGUAUUUAUCAUGCAACUUCCUAUUUCACCGAAACUUUCUUACUCAAGAAUGACUGCAGUAUUGUUUUCUUAUAUCUAUGUGCAAUGAUGUGGAAUGAUAAACAGUAGCCUUUAAUUUAUAUAUGUUCAUGUUCUGAUGUUAUCUGUUUCCUGACAUGAUUUUUCUUCCUAACUGUGUUUUUCAGGUAUACCUAAAUCUUUGUACACUUUGUCUCUCAGAGUUGUUCUAGGCUCCAUGACAGGGUUUUGUCACUGUUGAUGCUGUUGCUGCUUCUUUUUAUAAAAAGGCCAAAUUUUCUUUCCAAUCCCAGACAUUCACAUGUUUUCUUCCCUGAAGCUGUACCAGUGUAAAACCAGUACCCUGUGGAUCCAUUUAAUGUUUUCCUUCAACUAAUUAAUUUCUGUCUAUUUCCAAUGUUUGGAAAGCUCUUAUAAUCAUUUUGGUAUUUCCUAUUACUCCCCCCUAUUUUUAAAAUAUUUAUCAAUCUAACUUGUGCAGUGUAGUAAAAUUCAAGUUGUUAUGAGUGAGAUGUAUUAACCAUGAGUAGAAUUUUAAGUAAACCGGUGACUUCGGGCAAUAUGUUUUUCAUUUUGUUUUGUUACAGGCUAACUGUAGAGGUAUAAAUUUAUUUAUCUGUUGUACAGAUUUGAUUAUAACUUUUAAUGUUUGAAAGAUUGCACUUGUUUGUCUUACUGUGUGUGGGAUAAAAUAUAUUUUCUGUUCAUGGUAUAUGAAAAUAUGGAGUAAUUUAAACAGUAAAUAAACGUUCUGUGGAUGCUUA
Molecule: messenger RNA, 3574 nt
Organism: Lynx canadensis (Canada lynx)
Lineage: Eukaryota; Metazoa; Chordata; Mammalia; Carnivora; Felidae
Gene: CASD1
Product: CAS1 domain containing 1
Source: RefSeq, a predicted model, not a curated record